CAGGCUGCAAGGAAAUGAGGAAGGUGGGUGGUUGAACUUGAACGUUGUGGCAGAGAGAGAGAGAGAGAAUGGCCAUGGUCCGAAGAGUUUCCCAAGUUGUGGGAUUGGCCAAGAGGAACAGGAACAGGAAUAUCUCCUUCAAAUCCUUGGAUCCCUUAUCUUCACCAUUAUCAUCAUCAUCAUCAUCAUCGUGUUCCUCCCUCACCCAUGGGAUCCACGUCUUUCAUUGCCCUGAUGCGGUUGGAAUUGUAGCCAAGCUAUCGGAUUGUAUUGCCUCUAGAGGUGGAAACAUUCUCGCUGCUGAUGUUUUUGUACCUGAGAAUAAACAAGUCUUCUACUCUAGAAGUAAUUUUGUUUUUGAUCCUGUUAAAUGGCCACGGGUGCAAAUGGAGAAGGAUUUCAUAAAGCUUUCACAUGCAUUCGAUGCAACGAGAUCUGUUGUAAGGGUGCCAGCUCUGGAUCCUAAAUAUAAGAUAGCUGUUCUGGCAUCAAAGCAGGAUCACUGCCUGGUUGAUUUGUUACAUGGAUGGCAGGAUGGAAGACUUCCGGUGGAUAUCACUUGUGUCAUUAGUAACCAUCAUAGAGAUUCAAACACCCAUGUGAUUCGUUUUCUUGAAAGGCAUGAUAUUCCUUAUCAUUAUUUAAGCACAACCAAAGAAAAUAAAAGAGAAGGGGAGAUAUUGGAGCUGGUUCAGAAUACUGAUUUUUUAGUACUUGCAAGGUAUAUGCAGAUAUUAUCCGGAAACUUUUUAAGGAGCUAUGGGAACGAUGUAAUUAACAUUCACCAUGGGCUGUUGCCAUCAUUCAAGGGUAGUCAUCCAUCUAAACAGGCCUUUGAUGCAGGUGUUAAAUUAAUUGGUGCAACAAGUCACUUUGUAACUGAAGAACUUGAUUCUGGACCUAUAAUUGAACAAAUGGUUGAGAGAGUUUCACACAGAGAUAACUUGCAGAGCUUUGUGCAGAAAUCAGAAAACCUUGAGAAACAAUGCCUUUCAAAGGCUAUCAGAUCUUAUUGUGAGCUUCGAGUAUUACCUUAUGAAGAAAAGAAGACUGUUGUAUUUUGACAUGAAACAGCAAAUAUUUAAAUGCACCAAAAUGGGGUGCAUAUGUAUUUGCAUUCAAUUAUUUACUUGGAAAAAAUUCACAUAAUAUUCCACUUUAGUUACAAAAAAUGAGCAUAAAAAGAAGAAUAAACUUGAUUCAUUUGGUCCUUAUCACAUUGAUAAUUCCGUGAAAUGAAUUCAGCAACUUCCAAAGUUCGUGACUCUGAUUGGCCCUCGUCAUCUCUGUAUGCCUUCAACAAAUUUUCUCUUCUGGGUUGUGUAGGCCCAUAUGACAUCCAGUUACCAACCGGCCCAGUUAUAAACCUUAAAAUUUUAAAUCUUUUUAUAUAUGUGAUUUUUACCUUCAAAUAUGCACUUAUCUCCUAUUUGCAUAUUUUGCCUCCCCCUUUUGCCAUCGACCAUCAUAUUCAAUCCAGGUAUCACUAUCUGAACACUUUCAUUUUUAUUUUACCACCUACAUAUUAGGCUUCAAUAUAUAUGCAUAACUCUAUUAAAAUUGAUCCACAGGCUACCCAAAACCAUGAAGGCAAUUACUUCUAUCAAGUUGGCUUUUUUGAUUAUCUUUAUCCAUGCAUCAGGUUUACCAUUCAAAAGGAUGAAAGGUUUAGGGGCACAAGCCGAAACGUAUAAAUGCAAAACUAAUGCAGAUUGUGAAAGACAAUGUGAUCCCAGAGGCUGCAUGAAGAACGUCCUUUUCUUGCCUAGUAACUGUGUCAAUGGCCUUUGUGAGUGCCCCUUUGGUGGGGUACCCUACAUUGCAACUAAAACCCUCCCAAAUUCAACUUGCAAAGUUGAUGGUGAUUGCUCAAAGCAAUGCCCUUCUGAAUGCAACGUUAGAAGCUGCGUUGAGUACAAGUGUAAAUGCGGGUGUCAAGGAUCAUCAUGAGAGGAAGCAUCCUCCUUUAUUUUUACUCCAUUGGCUAUCCAACUCAGUUCCUUUGCCAAUGUGUAAUGUCUAUUAGACCGUGAACUAAAUAAUAUAUGGACUAAAGUUAUUGA
Messenger RNA from Gastrolobium bilobum, 2063 nucleotides. RefSeq names its product formyltetrahydrofolate deformylase 1, mitochondrial-like. The record is from RefSeq and is a predicted model, not a curated record. Gene Ontology annotation, molecular function: formyltetrahydrofolate deformylase activity. The coding region runs from base 69 to 1064 and encodes 331 amino acids. NCBI's taxonomy places the organism in Eukaryota, Viridiplantae, Streptophyta, Magnoliopsida, Fabales, Fabaceae. Gene Ontology annotation, biological process: 'de novo' IMP biosynthetic process. The transcript has 9 exons.